CGAGCACAGCCGGCCAAGCAGCGGACCUGUGCCAUAACUCUCAUAUUUCUCUGCGUUACGCAUAACUACUACAUAAAUAAUAAGUAAUCAGCGAACCCGAAACUUGUAGCGAGUGGUGGAUCACCAGGACGCGCACACUAACUGUUCAGCACACCCUCUGCGCAGAGGCUCCAAAAAAGCUGCCACAAAUGCUGCGCCGCGCGCUGCUCGCCGCCGCCGCGGCAACAGCAACACAAACGACGCCGACGCCGGACAUUAUUGACUUAGACGCCAACAUCACAAACACGCUAGCAACCCAUGAGGUCGCCGUCGUCAACUUCUACGCGCCCUGGUGCGCGCACUGCAUCCGAUUUGAAGGAGAGUACGCAUUAGCCGCGUCCAAAGUACCACUAGUGACAUGGGCGAGGCUCGAUUGUGCCCUACACAGAGAAACAUCAGAAGCUCAUAACGUCGAGGGCUACCCCCACGUCAAGUUGUAUCGUCAUGGGCGUUUCGCGAUGGACUACGAGGGCCCGAACGAGGCCCACCAGCUCGCGCGGUGGGUUCAAAGGCGCUCCACGCCACACGUUGAUGAGUUGAAGGAUUGGUCUGACGCACGACCGUUCCUCGCGUCGCUGUUUGGUGACGACAACAGCAAGGGCGUGCGCGGGUUGGUUGUGGGCGUCUUCGCGUCGAAUGCCUCAGAAACAGCUCAGACCUUCGCACGCGUCGCGAGUGGCGACGACGGCGACGAUCUGAGUUUUGCGCUCACAACAAAACCCGAGCUCGUGGCGCAAGCCCUGCGCGAGCGGGACCACACCAUCGCUCUAGACAUGAACGAGGACCGCGUCCACGUUUUGUCAUCUACGGGCGAUGACGUCAAGACUAUGACAGUGGACUCGUCAACGACUCCUAGAACGAUCGCCGCCUUCGUCAACAGUGCGCUCGAGCCGGCCGUGACGCGCUUCGACUCGUCGACGGCGGCGCAUUUGUUUCAUGGUAUGCGCGGGCCGCGCGUCCAUUCAUUACUAUUCGUCGACGAGGCCUCGAAGAAAGGUGAAGGCGUCGCGGACGCGUUCGCGGCCUUGGCAGCGGACGAACGCUUGAAAGUGAGGCACGUCAUUGUUCCAUCCUCGGAGGCUCGCGUGCUGAAGCAUUUCGACCUGAACUCGGGCUUCGACCUGCCGACGGUCGUCCUGUGCGACCUGCGCGGUCUAGCUCCCUCGGUCGGCGACGACGAAGUCGUGCUCGACGAUUCUAGAGAUGCCCAUGUCCAUGCGAAGAAGGCCUUCGCUUACAGAUUGCGGGACUGGCACGCGUCAAAUAGAGUGGAUCGGGCCACGCUCCAGUCCUUUUACGCCGCGUUCUUCGAUGGCAACCUUACGACGCCGUUCCUUCGGUCACAACCCAUCGUCGGGUCCUUGGACGACGCACCAAUGAGAGCGCGAGAAGCAUCUGAAGAAGGUCGCGUCGUCACGCUCGUGGGCAAGACCUGGGACGUCGUCGUCGGGGCGGCGCGGAGGGACGACGACGACGACCGCGAUUUUCUCGUGCUCUUCCACGCGCCCUGGUGCGGCCACUGUAUUCAAUUAAUGCCCGUCUGGGCCCAGCUCGCCGAGCUGUAUCGGCGCGUGCAUUCCAUUGUGGUGGCGUCGGUGGACGCGACGCAGAACGAGGUUGCUUCUGUGGACAUCGACCAGUUCCCGUCCAUUUAUCUGUUUGACGCUCGAGGAAGUCCACCGGUAUUAUAUGAGGGCGCGCUCGACCUGGACGCUCUUUCCCGGUUCCUGAAGGCCAGAGGGACGCGGGCCUUCGACGUGGACGGGCUCCGGGGCGGCGGCGAGCUGCGGGACGAGCUCUAAAUUUUGGGGUUUGUGUCGUCUCCUACUAGAAGUAGAAACGACGGCGCGCGGCGCGUCCGAAUCUAAGUGGCGUAGCAUAUCGACGACGUCGCCGAG
Pelagomonas calceolata is the source of this 1937-nucleotide messenger RNA. The record is from the annotation of a GenBank genome assembly. Lineage: Eukaryota; Pelagophyceae; Pelagomonadales; Pelagomonadaceae.